Maudiozyma barnettii is the source of this 1254-nucleotide messenger RNA. RefSeq names its product ornithine-oxo-acid transaminase (gene CAR2). The record is from RefSeq and is a predicted model, not a curated record. Gene Ontology annotation, molecular function: L-ornithine transaminase activity; identical protein binding; pyridoxal phosphate binding. The transcript has a single exon. Gene Ontology annotation, cellular component: cytoplasm. NCBI's taxonomy places the organism in Eukaryota, Fungi, Ascomycota, Saccharomycetes, Saccharomycetales, Saccharomycetaceae. The coding region runs from base 1 to 1254 and encodes 417 amino acids.
AUGUCUGAAGAAGCUAUCCUAAUGGAGGAGAAAUACUCCGCUCAUAACUACCAUCCUUUACCUGUCGUGUUUGAUCAUGCUUUGGGUGCCCAUGUCUGGGAUCCCGAAGGCAAGGAUUACUUGGAUUUCUUAUCUGCGUACUCGGCGGUUAACCAAGGCCAUUGUCAUCCGACUAUUAUUAACGCCCUUGUCAAGCAAGCUCACAAAUUGACUUUAUCCUCAAGAGCAUUCUACAGUGAAGCGUUUGCCGAAUUUGCCAAAUUUAUUACCGAAUACUUCGAUUAUGAAUGUGUGUUGCCGAUGAAUACCGGUGCAGAGGCCGUUGAAACUGCUUUGAAAUUGGCAAGACGGUGGGGUUACAUGGUGAAGAAGAUCCCCGUUGGAGAGGCAGUAAUACUAGCCGCUCAAGGUAAUUUCCAUGGAAGAACCUUUGGUGCAAUCUCUUUGUCCACAGACGAGCAAGACUCCCGGUUACAUUUCGGCCCCUUUUUGAAGCAUACUCAUGCAGGUGGACCCCUGGGGACCACGAUCAGAUACGGUGUUGCCGAAGAUUUGGAAAAAGUGCUAGCCGCACAUGGGAAGACGGUUGCCGCUGUUAUCCUGGAACCGAUCCAGGGGGAGGCAGGGAUCGUUGUUCCUCCCGCAGAUUACUUCCCUCGAGUUACCGAGUUAUGCCGCCAACACAACGUGUUGUUGAUCUGUGACGAGAUUCAAACCGGGAUUGGGCGGACCGGCCAGUUGCUAUGUUCUCAACAUUACGGAAUUAAACCAGACAUCGUCCUCUUGGGGAAAGCUCUUGGUGGCGGUGUGCUUCCCGUAAGUGCUGUGCUUUCUUCCCGUGCCAUCAUGGAUUGCUUCACACCGGGCUCCCACGGCUCCACAUUUGGUGGUAACCCCCUGGCAUCGAAAGUGGCCAUUGCCGCUUUGCAAGUCGUACGUGAUGAGAAGCUGGUCGACCGGGCACGCGACAUGGGCGGCUACUUCCUGGACCAAUUACGUCAAUUACAGAAGGAAUCCGGGGGCACAAUCAGCGAGGUGCGCGGUGUUGGGCUGCUGACCGCCAUCGUGAUCGAUCCUGCAAGGACAGGGGGCCAUACCGCGUGGGAUGUUUGCCUGGCAAUGAGAGAUAACGGUGUUCUUGCUAAACCCACCCAUGAUCACAUCAUACGUCUAGCACCACCGUUAGUAAUCUCAAAGGAAGACUUGGAUAAAGGGAUUGAGGCUAUUCGUAAAGCUUUGAAAUCGUUCAACUGA